Molecule: messenger RNA, 963 nt
Organism: Aspergillus alliaceus
Lineage: Eukaryota; Fungi; Ascomycota; Eurotiomycetes; Eurotiales; Aspergillaceae
Product: nucleoside deaminase
Exons: 3
Coding region: 83-775 (230 amino acids)
Biological process (GO): purine nucleoside catabolic process
Molecular function (GO): guanosine deaminase activity
Source: RefSeq, a predicted model, not a curated record
CGCGCGGAAUGCAUGCUGUGUAGGGGUCUAUGUAUCUCCGCAAUCCGGCGUACAAAUACUCUCUUCUCUUCUAGAGGCCAAAAUGCGUCUUUCUAUUUUGUCCAUCUCCAAUCUCUCGGGCUUCUUUCCAACAACCCUUACGAAUCCGAUUCCCGACUCUUCCCUGACAACUAAUGGCGUACCCUUCUCAACCAGAGCAUACUGGAUGCGUCAAGCGAAUAAGGCACUCGUGGAACUGAGCCUUUCUCCCUGUCCCUUCAGUGCAUUUAGCACUGUCAUCGUUAAUCAUACCAAUACUGAUGAACUAGGAGAUCUAGUAUGUAUGGGGGUCAAUCAGAGGCUUCAAACGGGUAACCCGGCCAUGCAUGGCGAAAUAACCGCCAUCACGAACUGCACUGCUAUUCUCACAGAUCCCGCUGGUCGAUUCCGAUUGACACCGUCUCAAGCCCAAGCAGCCUUUGCCGACUUGACGCUAUAUACCAACGCGGAGAGCUGUACUAUGUGCGCCUCUGCUAUUCGAUGGGCGGGUUUCAAGGAAUACGUCUACGGGACUUCGAUCGAUACGCUUGCCCAGAAGGGGUGGGCUCAAAUAAAUAUUUCCUCGUCGGAGGUCUUUAAGGCUUCUUUUGAUUUGCCGUCUCGGACCCGGCUGAUUGGGGGCGUUCUUGCGAAUGAGACCGAUCCGUACUUUUUGUGGCAGUAUGAUCGUUCUUAUCCUUGUCCUGGGGGUUGUGCGCGUGCUGAGAAAGGGGCGAGUUGUCGGAUCGCUAUGUAAUACUACGAAAGAGUUGGACUAUGGAGUACUAAUGUUGGGCUAUGGAUGGGAUGUACGUACGUAUAUGCAUGUUAAGGCCGUUAUGUGAGAUGGUGUAUAGUUAUGAUAGUAUGCUAACUGGCGUGGAUAUUUAACAUUUGAAGGGUAGAUUCCUGAAUGAUAGAAAAUAUGAUUAAUUAUAGCCUACC